Messenger RNA from Rhopilema esculentum, 2968 nucleotides. NCBI's taxonomy places the organism in Eukaryota, Metazoa, Cnidaria, Scyphozoa, Rhizostomeae, Rhizostomatidae. The record is from RefSeq and is a predicted model, not a curated record.
UCACAUGGGUAAAGAUACCAAUGCAUUGGAUGGACGGGACUGAGACAUUUGACAAGGGCGACUGUUGUAUUUUAAUGUUCGUUCAACCCAUUUGAUCGUUAAUUAGCCAUUCUCAAUAUUAAAUAACAAAGUGUUUAUCCUAAAAUUUUCGAACCCCUUCUACAGCUUUGUUCAUCUUGAUGCUUGGAAGGAUCAUUUAUAGGCUGACUAAAUGUUUUCAUGUUACCCCAGUGGUCGAUCAUCCCGAUCAUCCCUUCUGCCGCAUCAUAAUCAAUAACCUAGAGGCCCGAAUACAAUCGUUAGAAAAGCAGCUCCAUGAGAAGCAGAGGAUUAUAGAGAUGACAUUGAUUCAGAGUCCCUACACAAACUCAAUUGAGAAAACUAAGAAAAGCAAACUAGAUUAUAAGUCCCGACAAAAGGCAGUGUGUCGCGCUGUUCAUUAUGUUGAAUUUCGAGGGUCCUCGAAAUUAGAGAAGCGUGACAAAUUAGAACAACUCAUCAUUAGCAUCAUUAAGCGUCCUUUGUUACGAAAUGAAAACUCACUGAAAUAGAAAUUUCGAUCUUUGUUUCGAUAAACCAAUGAACGGCGCGACGACCAAUGAAUGUCAAAACUGCUGAAAACAAUAACAGUCUAGUAUCAGCGGAAAAAGCCAGUGAUAAUGUAAAGAGCUCCAUCGUGCUAGAAGAUAUCAGGGACAAUGAGAUCGUUGAAUCAAGACAAAGACUUGCAAACAAGGGGACAAAAAGUAAACAAGCAGCCAAAAGGAGCAUUGACACAAAACCAAGUAAACACUAAGAGCUACGCAAAUCUAUCGGUACAAAAAGAAAGGACAAUAAAAGGCCAGAACCCAACAAAAAUUUCAAGAUAUUUAUAGUUGGAGACUCUAAUUCAAGAAAUGUCAAAGGGGAGAAGCUCACUAAUGCAUACAGAGACGUGGAAGUGCGAUUGAAAUCAGGAAUGAAAAUUGAAGAAAUAAACAAAAGGAUCGAGAAAAGCGCUGAUUCGACGUAAUUGUAGUACACGCAGGCACCAAUAACCUCCGGGACAAGACACCAAAAAAUGUUCCUGAAAUGAUAGUCACAACACUCGACAAGGUACAAGAAAACAAUCCAACAGCACACUUGGCUUACUCAUCAAUCUUCAAAAGAAAUGACGAUCAAGCUCUAAAUGCAAAAGCAACGCAAGUUAACAAACUCCUGAAAGAAGAACUGUGCAUUAGAGGGAGUAAUCUUUCCAAGUUUGGAGUAAUCGCGGGAAGAAAUAUAGCAGAGGAAGGAGAUUGAUCGACUCAGUCAUGGAGACAAAAAGACUUCUUGAUUCUCAAAAAGAUUGCGCAAAAAGUGAUAGGGAGAAAGAUAUCAAGAAAAAGGCAUUACAAGAAGACAAAGUCAGAUGGAGAUCCAUAAAGAUCAUUUACAUAACUAUGUUGCUCAGUGCGAUGGAAUAUUCAAUCACUUUGCCAUCACUUUGGCCUUAUCUACAACAGGUUGACAAAAAGGUCAGUGCCCAGUUUCUUGGCAUCGUCGCUGGUGGAUUCAGCAUUUGUCAGAUGAUUGGUUCAUUUCUGUUUGGUAUUUGGUGCCUGUACCGCCCAGCCAUCGAGCCAUUUGUAGCUGCCGCUGCCCUGCGCUUUCUUGGAAACUUUCUAUAUGUCUUUGCAGAAAACUGCCCUGGCAAUGGUGGAAAAAUAUUGAUUCUAGUGUCAAAACUCAUUGUUGGCCUGUCAACAGGCGACAUGGCUGUUUGCCGCGCGGUUCUCUCUCAGGCAACUACAAAAGACGAAAGAAAGGGCGCGUUUGCAGUUAUGGCAGGAAUGCAAGUACUUGGGUACGCAGUUGGUCCGGCCUUCCAAUCUGCAGCCGUUCCUUUGGUUGGCAAAGGACUGCAUUAUUUUGGUCUGAAUAUUGAUAUUUUCAAUAUUCCUGGAUGGAUCGGAAUAGUGGUGGAAAUCAUCAACAUUCUUUUGAUUUUCAUCUGGUUCAAAGAAUACAACAUUGACGUGCAUGACAACCGAGAAAAUCUGCCAAAGCCAAAUACAGGCGCAGUUUUGGUUACCACAAUGGCUUAUUACGUGCUUUUCUCCGUUUUUGCAAUGCUCGAAACGAUGACAGCUCCAUUGAUAGCAGAUGAAUUUGCUCUUUCCAAAGAUAAAGUCGUUUUUUACGCUGGUAUAAUUCUUUCUUCAUUAGCCGUCAUCGUUUUGGCAACAUUUUGGGUUAUCAAAUUUGCAAGUAACAGAAUUCGUGAAAGAACGGUGCUUCUGACUGGAUAUGUCAUUAUGCUCGUCGCAUUCAUAAUUUUUUUGCCGUGGGGAAGUGAGCAUCCACCACUCCAAGUCAAAGAAACAAUAGAUGUUGGAAAUUUGACGAAGACAGUUUUGUCCGAGGGCUGCCCAAUUAGGUACAGCUGGUGUAAAACCACACCUAAGAUAUAUUUGUCCCAAUAUAUAAUUGCCAUGCUGAUUGGUUUCAUUGGUUUUGCUUUACCAUCGAUGGUUAUCAAUUCAUUGUACUCAAAGAUAAUUGGACCGAGAAAACAGGGUUUGUAUAUGGCCUUAGCUUCGUGUGCUGGAUCUUUUGCAAGAUUUACUGGACCUCUGGUGAUGACGUCACUAUAUGCAAACUUUGGUCCCAGAUGGCUGUUUAUUUUUCUAGCAUCUGUCAACUUAUCUGCCGCUGCGUUGAUUUUUGGUUUCUUUAAAAUGCUAGUGCCAUUUGAAGAAAUUACAAAUUUGUCUUUGUAUGAUGAAUUAUGAGAUGUACACACUGUUGCUUAUCAUAGGUAUUUAGCUAUUCCAUGUAUCACUUCACAUAUAAAUAAUAUUUUAUACAUAUGUUGCUUAUCAUAGGUAUCUAGCUAUUCCAUGUAUCACUUCAUAUAUAAAUAAUAUUUUAUACAUAUGUUGCUUAUCAUAGGUAUCUAGCUAUUCCAUGUAUCACUUCAUAUAUAAAUGAUAUUUUAUACAUA